This is a messenger RNA of Tachysurus vachellii, 1450 nucleotides long. It is a transcript of the gene arl14, whose product is annotated as ADP-ribosylation factor-like 14. NCBI's taxonomy places the organism in Eukaryota, Metazoa, Chordata, Actinopteri, Siluriformes, Bagridae. Gene Ontology annotation, molecular function: GTP binding; GTPase activity. Gene Ontology annotation, cellular component: cytoplasm. The record is from RefSeq and is a predicted model, not a curated record. The transcript has a single exon. The coding region runs from base 182 to 772 and encodes 196 amino acids. Gene Ontology annotation, biological process: vesicle-mediated transport; intracellular protein transport.
AUAAUACUCAGGCUUGGCGUUUAACGUUACUUGUGGCUUUGUGUGGGAGUCACUGUCAUACUUUGACCCCUUGUGCUUUGCCAUAAAGUUCUGAGAUCAGAUACGUGGGUAAUAAAUCAACCAGUGAAGAUAAAAAACAAACACAGAUCAGCAGCAAGGUGGAAUUCCUGCAUAUCCUGUAAUGGGGCUAAAAGGAUCGAAGCUCCCGGAUGCUCGCAUUCUUCUCUUGGGACUGGAUGGUGCCGGGAAAUCAACUCUGCUGUUCAAACUGAAGUACGAUGAGUUGUUCUGCACCGUCCCAACCAUCGGCUUCAACGUUGAAAUGAUGGAGGCCAAGCAGAACAGGAGGAAAAUCACCCUGACCGUGUGGGAUGUCGGAGGACAGGAGAAGAUGAGACAGCACUGGAGGAGCUACUACCAAGACACUGCUGGGCUCCUGUUUACCAUCGACUGCUGGGACAGGACACGUCUGAACGAAGCCCAAAGAGAACUGGAACGAGUGCUGAAGAACGAGCACCUCAGAAGACUUCCUGUGGUCAUCCUGGCUAACAAGCAGGACAAAGAUGGAGCCCUGACAGCGACUGAGCUCACAGAGGCAUUUAACCUGAGGAAGACUUGCAGCGACAGGGACUGGUUCGUCCAACCUUGCUCGGGAAAGACCGGAGCCGGAGUUCAGGAAGGGUUCAGGAGGAUGGCACUCUUGGUGGAAACCACCUCCGACAACAACAUUAAAGACACGGUCAAGUAUCUAAAAAAGUCCAUAAAGAAGUAGAUAAUGAAUGUGAUCAAAGUCUCUUGAUGAUUAAAAUAUCCAGGACUUCUGACCAGGAAGGAGAACUUCUCUUAAAUCAUGUACUCUACAUUUUUGGUUUUAAUUUCAUGUCAAAAUGUAUUUUAAUUCUUUACUCUGAGCUGAAACACUUUAAAGCAGGUUUUGUUUUGAAUCCUCGAUUUAUUUCUUGAAUUUCAGACUUUAAAUAAAAUAAAAAAAUAAAAAAAAAACAGUGAAUCAUGUGCACUGUGCUGUUGAACAAAGGCCUCUCUCAGGUCCAAACUGAGGAGCAGAAGUAGUCCAUUCAAGGCAUUUACUGUUUAUUUAUUCAAAAGAAAUAUCACUUUGGAUUGAGCAGGUUAUCGGCCUGAAUAUAUAAGCAAAUAAAGUGAGUAGAAGUUAAAUAAAUAAAUAAUUUAUGUAUUUAUUUAUUAAAUGUUAUUCAUUUUUGCUCACUUUAAAGACUAAAUAAUUAAUUAGUUGUUUAAGGUUUUAAAAUAUUUUGUUAAAACCCAGAAAAACGACUCCUUAGUGUUUGAUCCAUGACAUUUCAGGUCUAAAGCAGAUUACUGGAUUAUACUUUGAGAACAAAACAAGGAUCAUCAUUGUGUUGGCAUUGUGGUGAUGUUAUGACUCGUGCGUGAUAAAAAUGUGCUGAAAUAAAAACACUUCAACACA